GUUCCUGCACAGCCUGGGCGCCAUCUUCUCUUUCGUCUCCAAGGACGCGGUGGCCAAGGUACAGAUCAUGGAGAACUACUGCCGCGGCGAGCAGCGGGAGAAGUACGUGUCGCUGCAGUCCAUGGUGGAGUACGAGCUGGCCAGCGGGCUGGUGGAUGUCCAGAAGCGGGCGGGGCGCCCCGACUCCGGCUGCACCGUGCUGCGCCUCCACAGGGCCCUGCGCUGGCUGCAGCUCUUCCUGGAGGGGCUGAGAACCGGCCGGGAGGACUCCCGGACGUCCGUCAUCUGCACGGACUCCUACAACGCUUCUUUGGCUACCUACCACCCCUGGGUGGUUCGCAAGGCUGCCACAGUGGCCUUCUGCACGCUGCCGCCCCGAAACGCCUUCCUUGAAAUCAUGAACGUGGGCACGCCCGAGGAAGCUGUCUCUAUGCUGGGUGAGGCCUUACCCUAUAUCUGCGAUGUCUAUGGCAUCACCCAGGAGCUCUUUGCCCAGCAUAAGCUGCUUGACCUUCCUUGA
Molecule: messenger RNA, 520 nt
Organism: Phaethon lepturus (White-tailed tropicbird)
Lineage: Eukaryota; Metazoa; Chordata; Aves; Phaethontiformes; Phaethontidae
Gene: CPTP
Product: ceramide-1-phosphate transfer protein
Exons: 2
Biological process (GO): intermembrane lipid transfer; ceramide transport
Cellular component (GO): cytosol; membrane; cytoplasm
Molecular function (GO): ceramide 1-phosphate binding; ceramide 1-phosphate transfer activity
Source: RefSeq, a predicted model, not a curated record